GGAGUUCAGGAGCUAUAAGCAGCCAGGACUCACCACUAAUGCCGGUUUCUCCAAUCCAGGAUCCUCUGCUGAUAUCUUCCAUAUAAGAGAAUUCUCCUGGAUGACCCAUCAACCAUGGAGAGAGACAGGAACAAGAUGGCCGACAGGAUCAUAAACCUCACCCUACAGAUACUCUUCUGGCUUACUGGAGAGGAUUACACAGUGGUGAAGAAGUCCUCUAGUGGGCGCUGUCGGGCCCCUGAGUGUGAAGGAUGGGGAAGAACCCUGAGCCCAAUCCCGGGGCCCCCACCUCACUCCCUGAUACAUGAGGAAAUGGAUGAACAGAAGAUCCGAGAACUGAUCAACAAGAUGAUGGAGCUGCUGACUGGAGAGGUUCCUAUAAGGUGUCAGGACGUGGCGGUCUAUUUCUCCAUGGAGGAGUGGGAGUAUGUAGAAGGACACAAGGAUCAGUACAAGGAUCAGGUGAUGAUGGAGGAUCAGCAGCCCCUCACAUCACCAGUCAGAUCCAGUAAGAGAACAGCACCAGAGAGGUGUCCCCGUCCUCUUCUUCCACAGGAUGAUCAGGGAGAAGAUCCGAACAAUAUUAAUGCUCCAGAGACAGAUGUGAGCAGUGAUGAGCAGUAUAAGGAGGACAUUUCUACAGAGAAAGAUCUGAUCUAUAUUAAUGCUACAGACAUAAAGGGAGAAGAAGAAGAGACAGAUGUAAGCAGUGACAAGCAGUAUAAGGAGGACAUUCCUACAGGGAAAGAUUGGAUCUAUAUUAAUGCUCCAGACAUAAAGGUAGAAGAAGAGACAUAUGUGAGCGGUGAUGAGCAGUAUAAGGAGGACAUUCCUACAGGUAAUCACCCAGAUUCUUGUAGCAGGAGAUCAGAGGAGAAUCUUAUAUCUUCAGAUUAUAAAGCAGAUGAUGAUAUCACACAAGAUACAUAUGAAGAACAUUCCAUUAUCCCAGAUACACCCUCAGCCCUUCACAGCCAAGAUCUCUCAUCUCAUCCUUAUAUACAGGUCCUGUCUUCUCAGUCAUCACAGGAUGUUCAGCAAAAUAAUGAGAGACUAUUUUCAUGUUCACAAUAUAGGAAAUGUUUAAUUAAAAAAUCAAGUCUAGCUAAACAUCAGAAAAUUCACACAGGAGAGAAACCAUUUUUAUGUUCAGAAUGUGGUAGACGUUUUAUUCAGAAAUCAGUUCUUGUUCAACAUCAACGAACUCACACAGGGGAGAAGCCAUUUUCAUGCCCAGAAUGUGGAAAAUGUUUUACUUGGAAAUCAGAUGUUACUCGACAUCGAAGAACUCACACAGGGGAAAAGCCAUUUCCAUGUUCACAAUGUGGGAAAUAUUUUAUGAAGAAAUCAAAUCUUGUUAAACAUCUAAGAACUCACACAGGAGAAAAGCCAUUUUCUUGCUCAGAAUGUGGAAAAUGUUUUGCUAAGAAAUCAAAUCUUGUUCACCAUAAAAGAACUCACACAGGGGAGAAACCAUUUUCAUGUUCAGAAUGUGGAAAGUGUUUUACUGAAAAAUCAAGUCUUGUUAAACAUCAAAGAACUCACACAGGGGAGAAGCCAUAUUCAUGUUCAGAUUGUGGAAGAUGUUUUAAUGAUCAAUCAAAUUUUCUUAAACAUCAGAAAACUCACACAGGGGAGAAGCCAUUUUCAUGCUCAGAAUGUGGGAAAUGUUUUACUGACAAAUCAAAUCUUGUUAAACAUCAAAGAAAUCACACAGAGGAGAAUCCAUAUUCAUGCUCAUAAUGUGGGAAAUGUUUUGCUCAGAAAUCAGGACUUGUUAGGCAUCUAAGAAUUCACACAGGAGAGAAGCCAUAUUCAUGCUCAGAAUGUGGUAAAUUUUUUCCUUUUAAAUCAGGUCUUGUUGUACAUCAAAGAACUCACACAGGAGAGAAGCCAUUUUCAUGUUCAGCAUGUGGAAAAUGUUUUACUGACAAAGCAACUCUUGUUAGACAUCAAAGAACUCACACAGGAGAGAAGCCAUUUUCAUGUUCAGAAUGUGGAAAGUGUUUUACUGACAAAGCAAGUCUUGUUAGACAUCAAAGAACUCACACAGGGGAGAAGCCAUUUUCAUGCUCAGAAUGUGGGAAAUGUUUUACUUGGAAAUCAGAUGUUACUCGGCAUCAAAGAACUCACACAGGGGAGAAACCAUAUUCAUGUUCAGAAUGUGGGAAAUGUUUUCAUCAUCAUUCAACUCUUGUUAAACAUCAAAGAACUCACACAGGGGAGAAGCCAAGGGUCUCCUCCUUAGAGGACAGUGACAUAAAAGUUUUCAACAGGAUGCACUCAGCUGAGCUAGAAAUCGCCAGAUUAUCAGAUAAAGUUGAGGACCUAGAAAAUAGAUCCCGCUGCAAUAAUCUACGAAUUGUUGGGGUCAAAGAGACAGUGUUACAGCAAGAUCUCCAAAGGUUCUGUACCAUGAUUACAAUCAUUUCUUGGAACGUCAAGGGUCGUCGUUCCCCACACAAGCGAAGACUCUUGUUACGUUAUCUCGAAAAACAGCACCCUGACAUAGUCAUGUUACAGGAGACUCAUUUGUCUCAGCAAGACUUUUUCAGGAUGCAGCAGCAAUGGGUCGGACAUGUCUAUGGAUCUCCAGCGGUUGAUGGUCACACGUUCCUUGAUUGUCUGGAGCUGCUGUGCUUGGUGGAGACUCAGAGGAAUAUCUUAAACGCACCGGUCACGGAGGAGGAAAUUCAAUAUACAAUAAAAUCCCCGCAUAAUGGUAAGGUGGCGGGACCUGAUGGAUAUAUGGGGGAAUUUUAUAAAGCCCACUUACCACAACUCUCCCCGAUCCUUAAAGACCUGUUUAACGAAUUCAUGUCCACGGGCCAGAUUUCAAACGAGGCGUCAGUUGCCUAUCUCAAAGUUCUGCCUAAGCCUGGGAAAGACCUGUCUGACCCCGGAUCUUACAGACCGAUAUCUCUUAUAAACCAGGAUAUCAAAAUCUUGUCUAAACUCAUGGCGGAUAGUUUGUCCAGGCUUAUGCCAGAACUGGUAGGAACACACCAGGUGGGGUUUAUACGGAGACGCUCUGCGACCAUGAAUAUCCGUACGGUUUUAGCUGUCCUAGAUCGAGUCCAACAGCAGCCACGCUUAGGCGAGCAGCCAGCCUUGCUUUUGCUGGAUGCUGAGAAAUUAUUCGAUAAUGUUCGAUGGAGUUGGCUGUGGAUGGUGCUCGACAAGUUCGGUAUUCAUGGUCGGUUCCGGAAUUUUUUGGAAGGGAUCUAUAAAUCUCCUGUAGCAAGGGUGUACACAUCUGGUAUCCUCUCCCAACCCAUUCAUCUCCAAAGAGGCACACGACAGGGAUGCCCACUCUCCUUCUUACUCUUUGAUUUAGCCCUGGAGCCCCUGGCCAAACAUCUGCUAGAUUCUGCUGUUUUCUCGGGAAUACGGGUGGGGUCAUCCACGAUUAAACUCACCAUGUUUGCGGAUGACGUCCUCUUGUUUCUUGACAAACCAACCUUAUCCUUACCUAGUGUGCUGUCCUCCCUCCUAAUGUUUGGCAAAUUUUCUGGCUACAAAAUCAACGUAGAUAAAUCUGAACUGUUACCUGUGGGGGCCUCUCCACCGCGCUGGUGGCCAGAUGUAGCGAACCUGGGGAUACGUUUAGCCUCUAACUCUAUAACCUACCUGGGCAUAAAAAUAGGGAGAACCCCCGACUCCUUGUACCUCCUUAAUUAUCCCCCUUUGAUAUUAAAAAAUACAAAAGGAACCGAGGAAUUGGGCAGGAAUCCCGCUCACGUUCAUGGGCAGGUGUCAUUUAAUAAAAAUGGAAUACUGGACGAUGGUCCAAGGUUAUCUCAGGGACACUUGGAAUCUGACCCUACCCCUUGUUCCACCAAUUACGACCCCCAGAACUGUCUCAAACAGACCACUCUGAGAGACAACAUAUAUUACGUACCUGAGAACGGGAUGACGCAUAAAGGCCAGUCGAAGCGCAAUUUUGCGCGAAACGGCACCGUAGCCCGCCCAGGUAGCCCUGCUUCUUUGUCUGUCCGUCCUGCACCUACAAACGUGUUCCCACAACAUGUAUGUUUUACAUUUCCAAUAAAGAACUCUGCACAUGAGACGGCACUGCCUUACAGAGGCUACAUCAUCCCAGACAGUCUCUGCAGUGGCCUUAAGGAGCCCUGGUAUGAGCUCCUUCAAGUCCUUAGCUCUGAUGAGCUUGUAAACAGUCUUAGGCUUCCACAGGUCGGGCUUCAGUCCCUCCAGUUCCUUUAUGAACCGGACAACAUCCCCCUAGAACCAGGGAGUGUACCAGUUGUAAGAGAUCGAGCUGUUCCACGUGUCACAGCCGAGCCUUUUCCAGAGGGGCAGAAGAAACAGACAGUAGUGAAGUCCUCUAGUGGGUGCUGUCGGGCCCCUGUGUGUGAAGGAUGGGGAAGAACCCUGAGCCCAAUCCCGGGGCCCCCACCUCACUCCCUGAUACAUGAGGAAAUGGAUGAACAGAAGAUCCUAGAACUCAUCAACAAGAUGAUGGAGCUGCUGACUGGAGAGGUUCCUAUAAGGUGUCAGGACGUGGCGGUCUAUUUCUCCAUGGAGGAGUGGGAGUAUGUAGAAGGACACAAGGAUCAGUACAAGGAUCAGGUCAUGAUGGAGGAUCAGCAGCCCCUCACAUCACCAGUCAGAUCCAGUAAGAGAACAGCACCAGAGAGGUGUCCCCGUCCUCUACUUCCACGGGAUGAUCAGGGAGAAGAUCUGAAUAAUAUUAAUGCUCCAGAGACAGAUGUGAGCAGUGAUGAGCAGUAUAAGGAGGACAUUCCUACAGAGAAAGAUCUGAUCUAUAUUAAUGCUACAGACAUAAAGGAAGAAGACGGGACAGAUGUGAGCAGUGACAAGCAGUAUAAGAAGGACAUUCCUACAGGGAAAGAUCUGAUCUAUAUUAAUGCUACAGACAUAAAGGAAGAAGAAGAGACAGAUGUGAGCGGUGAUGAGCAGUAUAAGAAGGACAUUGUUACAGGGAAAGAUCUGAUCUCUAUUAAUGCUACAGACAUAAAGGAAGAAGAGACAGAUGUGAGCAGUGACAAGCAGUAUAAGGAGGACAUUCCUACAGGUAUCCGCCCAGAUUCUUGUAGCAGGAGAUCAGAGGAGAAUCUUAUAUCUUCAGAUUAUAAAGCAGAUGAUGAUAUCACACAAGAUACAUAUGAAGAACAUUCCAUUAUCCCAGAUACACCCUCAGCCCUUCACAGCCAAGAUCUCUCAUCUCAUCCUUAUAUACAGGUCCUGUCUUCUCACUCAUCACAGGAUGGUAAGAAAAAGAAAAGCCACAGAAGGGGUGUUGGACAUCAACGAGCUCAUACAGGAAAGAAACCAUAUUUAUGCUCAGAAUGUGGGAAAUGUUUUACUAAGAAAUCACAUCUUGUUCAACAUCGAAGAACUCACACAGGGGAGAAGCCAUUUUCAUGUCCAGAAUGUGGGAAAUGUUUUUCCGACAAAUCAAGUCUUGUUAUACAUAAAAGAACUCACACAGGGGAGAAGCCAUUUUCAUGUUCAGCAUGUGGAAAAUGUUUUACUGACAAAUCAAGUCUUGUUAAACAUUAUAGGACUCACACAGGGGAGAAGCCAUUUUCAUGUUCAGAAUGUGGAAAGUGUUUUACUGACAAAGCAAGUCUUGUUAGACAUCAAAGAACUCACACAGGGGAGAAGCCAUUUUCAUGUUCAGAAUGUGGGAAAUGUUUUACUUGGAAAUCAGAUGUUACUCGACAUCAAAGAACUCACACAGGGGAGAAACCAUAUUCAUGUUCAGAAUGUGGGAAAUGUUUUCGUCAUCAUUCAACUUUUGUUAAGCAUAAAAUAACUCACAAAGGAGAGAAGCCAAUUCGGAGCAUGAAAGUGUCUCUAAUCCUAUUAAACAUCUCAGUGUUCCGAGUGGUGCUUAUUCCUUACAGAGGCUACAUCAUCCCAGACAGUCUCUGCAGUGGCCUUAAGGAGCCCUGGUAUGAGCUCCUUCAAGUCCAAAGCUCUGAUGAGUUUGUACACAGUCUUAGGCUUCCACAGGUCGGGCUUCAGUCCCUCCAGUUCCUUUAUGAACCGAACAACAUCCCCCUAGAACCAGGGAGUGUACCAGUUGUAAGAGAUCGAGCUGUCCCACUUGUCACAGCUGAGCCUUUUCCAGAGGGGCAGAAGAAACAGGGAGAGGUUCCUAUAAGGUGUCAGGACGUGGCGGUCUAUUUCUCCAUGGAGGAGUGGGAGUAUGUAGAAGGACACAAGGAUCAGUACAAGGAUCAGGUGAUGAUGGAGGAUCAGCAGCCCCUCACAUCACCAGUCAGAUCCAGUAAGAGAACAGCACCAGAGAGGUGUCCCCGUCCUCUUCUCCCACAGGAUGAUCAGGGUGAAGAUAUGAACAAUAUUAAUGCUCCAGAGACAGUUUUGAGCAGUGAUGAGCAGUAUAAGGAGGACAUUUCUACAGGGAAAGAUAUGAUCUAUAUUAAUGCUACAGAUAUGAAGGAAGAAGAAGAGACAGAUGUGAGCGGUGAUGAGCAGUAUAAGGAGGACAUUCCUACAGGGAAGGAUCUGAACAAUAUUAAUGCUAAUGACAUAAAGGAAGAAGAAGAGACAGAUGUGAGCGGUGAUGAGCAGUAUAAGGAGGACUUUCUUACAGGGAAAGAUCUGAACAAUAUUAAUGCUACAGACAUAAAGAAAGAAGAAGAGACAGAUGUGAGCAGUGAUGAGCAGUAUAAAGAGGACAUUCCUACAGGGAAAGAUCUGAUCUAUAUUAAUACUGCAUACAUAGAGGAAAAAGAAGAAAAGACAGAUGUGAGCAGUGAUGAGCAUGAUAAGGAGGACAUUCCUACAGGGAAAGAACUGAUCUAUAGUAAUGCUACAAACAUAAAGGAGGAAGAAAAGACAGAUGUGAGCAGUGAUGAGCAGUAUAAGGAGGACAUUCUUACAGGUAACUGCCCAGAUUCUUGUACCAGGAGAUCAGAGAAUCUUAUAUUGUCAGAUUAUAAAGCAGAUGAUGAUAUCACACAAGAUACAUAUGAAGAACAUUCCAUUAUCCCAGAUACACCCUCAGCCCUUCACAGCCAAGAUCUCUCAUCUCAUCCUUUAAAACCAGUUCCAUCUUCUGAUCUAUCACAGCAAAAUAAGGAGAAGCCGUUUUCAUGUUCAGAAUGUGGAAAAUGUUUUCUUAUCAAAUCAAGUCUAGUUCAACAUCAAAGACAUCAUACAGGGGAGAAACUAAAUGUAUGUGUAGAAUGUGGGAAAUGUUUUACUAAAAAAUCAUAUCUUAAUAGUCAUCUAAGAACUCACACAGGAGAGAAGCCAUUUUCAUGUUCAGAAUGUGAUAAAUGUUUUACUAAGAAAUCACAUCUUGUUCAACAUCAAAGAACUCACACUGGAGAGAAGCCAUUUUCAUGUUCAGAAUGUGGGAAAUGUUUUGCAAAGAAAGAAAUUCUUGUUCAUCAUCAAAGAACUCACACAGGGGAGAAACUUUAUUUGUGUUCAGAAUGUGGGAAAUAUUUUCCCAGGAAAUCAAAUCUUGUUCAACAUUUAAGAACUCAUACAGGAGAGAAGCCAUUUUCAUGUACAGAAUGUGGGAAAUGUUUUAGUGAUAAAUCAUAUCUUGUUCUACAUAAAAGAACUCACACAGGGGAGAAGCCAUUUUCAUGUUCAGAAUGUGGGAAAUGUUUUACUGGUAGAUCAAGUCUUGCUAAUCAUAAAAAAACUCACACAGGAGAAAGGCCUUUUUCCUGUUCAGAAUGUGGGAAAUGUUUUACUAAAAAAUCAGUUCUUGAUCUACAUCUAAGAAUUCACACAGGAGAGAAGCCAUUUUCAUGCUCACAAUGUGGGAAAUGUUUUACUCGGAAAUUAUUUCUUGUUAAACAUCAAAGAACGCACACAAGAGAGAAGUCAAUUGAGAGUAAUAAAUGAUGCAGAUAACACAUCUAUAUAUUAACCAUGUACAUAGGAUAUCUGACAUUUAUACAUGUAUCAUAUUCUGCAUCUCCAAACUUGUUACCAAUAGUUAAUAAAAGUUUUCUUUUAGAACGUAGUCACCUAUUCAGCGAUGUCAUCACUAUUGUUUACUUGGUAGGAAAAGAGUGUGAUAUAUUAUUCUACUUAGUAUUGAGCGAACUUUCUCAAAGUUGCCUGUUCAUUUUGGCUCGGUUUACUGCAAAGGGGCACAAAAUAAGCCCCGAAACACCCGAAAGACUAUAACACUGCUAGGAUGUAUUGAAGUAGUUUUAAAGUGGUUUUAAGGCUCAGUUAUGGUGAUAUGCGGUAACCCAUGGAAACUAAUAGCUUCUUUAAAGGAGAGUUCUAGCCAAAUGAAAUGACCAUUUAUAUAGCUGCACGUGAUGAAGUUAUAUAACUUUGCGAUGUGAAGUGUAGUUUUUGCACCCUGUUUCUCUCCAGGCAGGAAGUCCAGGAGAUCAUAUCACACUGAUGACUAGAGUCCUAGACGACACGUCACACUCCCUUCUACCCUGAUCAGAGAGCUGACAGCUUCAGUGUGCCGUCCUUUUGUGUCCCUGAUUGGCUGGAGGGCAACACCGCCCUCCCUGCUCACUCUCACAGAGCAGCCCCUCCCUGUAGCUCACACAGGAAUUAAACAGCCUUUUUACAAAGUCUGUUUAUGGAGGCUAUGAGGGUC
Hyla sarda is the source of this 8599-nucleotide messenger RNA. RefSeq lists its product as uncharacterized. The record is from RefSeq and is a predicted model, not a curated record. Gene Ontology annotation, molecular function: DNA-binding transcription repressor activity, RNA polymerase II-specific; catalytic activity. The transcript has 26 exons. Gene Ontology annotation, biological process: negative regulation of transcription by RNA polymerase II. Lineage: Eukaryota; Metazoa; Chordata; Amphibia; Anura; Hylidae.